This is a messenger RNA of Arctia plantaginis, 924 nucleotides long. The record is from the annotation of a GenBank genome assembly. NCBI's taxonomy places the organism in Eukaryota, Metazoa, Arthropoda, Insecta, Lepidoptera, Erebidae.
AUGUCAGCCCCAACAACGGAUAGUACUGAAGCUAUCACUAAUUCCGGCUAUGGAAGCAGCGACGAAACAGCCAGUCUACUCGUCACUGGGCCUUCUGUCACCGUAAUAGUUCCGUCAGAAAACAGAAGCGUUAAACCAGUAUUGCAAAGACAGGACUGUACAACACACUUGAGGCCACAACUUUCGGGAGGUCCGGGUAGCGAAGAAAGUGCCACAUCUAUCAGAAUUGAAGAUCAGGCUGCCAGAAGUGUUCCUGAUAUCGAAUUACAAUGUCGCGAUCUCCCUGCAGACCGACCACAAACACUCAUCUCUCCUGUAGCGACAUGUUCGCAUAGAGGGUCAGUGACCGCUUGCCAAUUAGUUCCACAAACAUAUUCGAGAUGCCGCGUUUGCGAACGGCGGCAAUCUACAGCGCCGAUGUCGGCGUUGCAACUAGCGCGCUCUGUGUCGCGAGAAAGCGUUCGUUCUAUCUUACAAUAUCCUUGUGGAUGUAGUUCGCUCCACACUGUCAGCACAUGUCCAGUGAUACAACCACCGGCGCUACUGUUGCCUACAACAAGUGCGAGAAUCAUCCGACAGAGUUCACAGCCGGAGUCUAGCGCAUGCGCGGCACACUGCCCUCACCACGCCCACCAUCACCCCAGCGCCUCAUUGCGACAGUUACGAGAACCAGGGGAUGGCAUCGCGGGUAUUGCCGCCGAUUCACUGCGUAUCAACGGAGGCAUGCGCCCUUUCAAACAGGGGCUGCUCCUCUGUCCUCAAACCCUGUCGCAGACGCGCCGAGCCCGGCUGAGACGUGCAUUCACUGAAGCCACAGGGGAUACUGUUAACUACGUUAAAACGGUGGGCUUCAAACUAUUGGAUUAUGCACAGUCGAAUACCACUAACGAUUGUACAACCUAUAUUCUAAAACUAUCUCUCUAA